AUUUCCAUAGUGAGGAAUGGCUUGCAGAGUUGGCAAUGUCGCAUUCAGCUAGCUAAUCCAUCACUUACAAACACACGCUCUCUCUCCCAGAAAACGUUCCGUCUCGGCAGUUCAGCUGCUUCAAUCUCCUCACCUACUCAAGCGCACCAUUCCUUCAUUUAUUCUUCAUUCAUUCUUUCAUUGUACUCAAAGAUAUUGCUUGCAGCAUCUGUGUGUAAAUGCCUUUUCCCUUCUCCAUUCUCCCUCCGUCUCUUCAUUUAGAGUUUGUUUGAGCUAGAGAAAAGCAGUGGAGAUGCCGCUGGUGAGGCUAGAGCUGAAGAAUGAGUACGGGCUGGGCCAGCCUGAGCUGUAUACAGAGGCCAGCAAAGAAGAUCCGAAAGCAAUCCUCGACGGCGUCGCCGUUGCUGGCCUGGUAGGGAUCUUGCGUCAGUUAGGCGAUGUUGCGGAAUUUGCAGCAGACAUUUUUCAUGACUUACAGGAGCAAGUCAUGAGCACAGCAUCUAGAAGUCAUAAAUUAAUGGUUCGUGUAAAACAUAUUGAAGCUGCACUUCCACCUCUUGAGAAGGCUGUACUCGCCCAAACAAGCCACAUUCAUUUUGCAUACACUGCUGGUACAGAGUGGCAUCCUCACAUUCGAAAUGAAACAAAUCAUUUCGUAUCCAAUGACUUGCCGAGAUUUAUCAUGGAUUCCUAUGAGGAGGGCCGUGAUCUUCCACGACUGCAGCAGCUUGACAAAUUUGAUACCAGUGGUCCGGGAUCUUGUUUACGAAGAUAUUCAGAUCCAACCUUUUUUAGAAGAGUAUCAGGUGAAUCUAUUGAAGCCAAUGCAAGGAAAGUCCAAAGAGAUAAGAAAGCUCGUAAAAGCAAGAAGAGAAGAUCAUUGCCUAGGAAUCGAGACGUAUCUCAAGGUGCAUCAGUAUCCAGUUAUAGCGACAGCAGGAGGCAGUUUACUUCUCCAGUUAAUACACGAGCCUCUCCUUCUCAGACAGCUUCCACAGUUGAUAUGAGCUUAAAAUCUGACAUCGGUGAUCACUCAAAUUCUUUUGAUUCAAGAAUUGGAUCAGGCCAUAUUGAAUGUGUUUUCCAUGCAAGUUCACCCUUGCAAUCAGAAGAGCAGGAGUCACGAGAAUUCUAUUCUAGGUUGGAGCAACACGAUGACACUAUUAAUUUUGUUUUUCCCGAUGAGCCAAAGAGGGUUGCAAACGAUAGUUAUCUGCGCAGUUCAUCACCAGAGCAGAUUGCCCCCACUUCAUCUUGUGUUGCAUGGGAUGAAAAAGCUGAAACGAUGCAGCCCCAAGGUCAGUAUUAUGAUGGAGAUGAAAUUCUGGAGACUUAUCCAACAAACUCUGACCUGGCCGCUUUGGAUACAUGCACUGCCAACCAUGGAAACAAUCUUCCAAUGGAUAUCCAAUUUGACAAUGAUAACACUCUGAAAUCAUUUUCUGGUAGGAACGAGCUUGAUGAGGUUGAGAGUGAACCAGAUACUUUUCUUGAUGCGUUAAACAACAUUGAAUCUGAAUCUGAAAAUGAUAUGGAUUGCCAAACAAAACAAGAAAACGAGCAAUGUGGCUCCUCCAGUUUUAACGAAGGAAGAAUUGCCGUAAUGCACAAUGCUUCAACUGAUAAGUUAGACCUUCAUCCUUCUGAACAUGAAUCUCUUAGUGAACCUGACAUCAACUCGAAGGAGCAUGGAUCUGUUAGUGAACUUGACAUCAAUCCAAAGGAGUGUCCUUCUGAACAUGAAUCUUUUAGUUCACCUGACAUAACCUUGAAGGAGCAUCCUUCUGAACAUGGAUCUUUUAUCGAACCUGACAUCAUCUCAAAGGAGCGUCCUUUUCAACAGGAAUCUCGUAGUGCGCCUGAUAUCACCUUGAAGGAGCAUAUUCCAUGUGAAUCACCCUGCUUGGUCUCUUUACAAAGGCUUGGUUAUGAGGAGACACCUCAAAUAUGUGAGGAUUCUUCUGAUUUACCCUGUUCUCCAGGAUUUAAGUUUUCUGCCGGUACAAAUGUCGUUGAAAAUUUGAAAGUAGAAUCUAUUGCCAGUGAUCCAUCAUCCUCUAACUCCAGAAUCUCCAGUUUAGAGGAACCACCAGGCGCUAAAAUCAUAAUCAACUCUUUUGAGUUGGGGCAAUCUCAUGCCAAACCUUUUGGCGUUCCAUCACUGAAGCUUUGGACGAAUGGUGGCCUGUUAGGUCUUGAGCCAUCGAAGCCUCCAGAUUUUUCAUCAUACUCCGCAAGUCUGGAUUCUAUGAUUGGGAAUAAAGAUGAGACAAUUUCUUCUCUGCCAAAUGGUUUUCAUCAGAUGGGGAGACGUGGUAUCAUGGACAAGGAUCCUCAAAUCACCAGAAAUGUUGCAGAUUUUAAAUCUUCAAAAUCAUGUGAUAUUGAUCAAGAGAAUGGCAUCCCAAUGGGGAAGACAUCUUUGACAUCUCCGGUGGUUGAUUCAGAUUCAAAAGUAGAAAAAUACGGAGGUUCUCAACAUAGUGAUAGCCAUAGUCAAUGUGAUGCGACUAGGGUUGUUGAACCGAUGACAGUUGAUCCAGAUGUUGUAGCUACAUCUACUGAGGCCAGUCAAGAGAUCGAUGAAAACCCCGCUAGAAUGUUAGGACUUGGCCACCGGUUACUCCUGAAUGAUUUUCAUAGAAAGGUUUCACUUGUCCAUGAUGGAAAACCUGACGUGGUUAGCCACCAGAAAGCUGGUAAAUUUGAUAAGAGAAGUGGGCACAACAAGGAGGUUUAUCAACCGACUCCAGAUACAACUUUCAAACAGCAAGCAGGGCGUAAAUCUCCAGUAGAUUUGCUUACUUCUUCACCACCGCUUGAGCAUAUGAAAAUAUCUUAUCACCCUGUAGAUGGUUUUGAAACUUCCAAACUGAAACUCAAAUUUCCAGAUACAAGCCGUUGUUCUGAAAGCAUAAGAGAUAUGUUUCCUUCAUUUCAGUUGGUCCCAGAGCCUAGCACUGCCGUGUGUGAUAUUGGUUCCGACUCUGAUGAUGACACCUUUUGUAGAUCAUCUCCUUGUUUGUCAGAUGGUGGUUGUAGCUACCACUCCCAGUCAGAUUAUGAACAAUGGGAAUAUGGUGAAACACCUCAAAACAAAGACCACAAGCUCUAUGAUGCUUUAGGCAGAAUUUCAUCUGUGGAAUCUGUUUCAAGUUCUCUUCAGCUCUGGGAAAUAGCUGAUAAUGGUAACCACUUUGCUAUUGAAGAAGUUAAAAACCUGUCUACUAAGAAUGGUGCAAAACCUUCUUUUUCUGGUCCUUCACUGGCUAUGGCAAGUACCGGUUCUAUGAGCCCAAUUCUACAGCGAGAAACAAUGAACAACCCAGAUUUGAAUAAUCUCCAAGAAUCCAAGUGUCCUAGGGAGUCCACUCCACUGCCCCCACCUCUACCUCCCGCGCAGUGGUGGGUCUUGAAGCCAAACUCAGAUAUGAAAGAAGAAAACUCACAUACUCUAUCUGAAGCUGAUGAACCUGCAUUUGAUCAGAAACCGUUUGGAUCUACCAAUUCCCACAAACCAAAGGUAGCCCCAGUCACUGAGAAACAAAUUAUCGAGGAGGCCAUCUCAUUUAACUCAAAGAGCUUGCAGCAGGACCAAGGGAAGUUUUGGCAGAAAGGAGCAAAUCAGGCAGUGCUUGGAAAAGGGAUAGAUGAAAAAGAAGAUUUCUUAGAGCAAAUCAGAACAAAAUCAUUCAACCUGAGACGCACGGUUCCAGUACAGCCAGCUGCUACAUCAGUCCCCACGGCAAAUGUCAAAGUCACUGCAAUUUUGGAGAAAGCAAAUGCAAUUCGUCAGGCUGUUGGCAGCGACGACGAUACUUGGAGCGAUACUUGAUUUUUUUAUCCUGGAAUUACACAAGUUAUUUUCAGCUAAUCGUCACAUAGUUCUGAGUUUCUGAAGUUGGUUUAAGGGAAGUAUUUUAUUUAUGUGAAUAGUCUCUCCAUCUCUUUGUAUUUAAUUUUUAGGCCAUAGCUUGUGUUUUAAUUGUGAUUAGUUGCAUUCAAUUCUGAAAUAGGCAGAAUUGGUUUUAAGCAUAGAUAACGUAUGUCAAUCACGGUUUACUUUCUUCUAAAAGGUAGGUUUUAGCAUCACAGUCAUACUCAUUCAAUUAUGAAUCCAAUGUCCCGUUAGUUCUGAUUUUCGCUUCAUCUUAUCAUUGUAAAUUGAAUUUUUUGGAACAUAUAUGAGCGACCCCUCAAGGGUUUGAUAGAAGAGUCAAGAGUAUCUCCGCAACAACGGAGAUACUCUCGAGUCUUCUAUGAA
This is a messenger RNA of Tripterygium wilfordii, 4264 nucleotides long. RefSeq names its product protein SCAR1-like. NCBI's taxonomy places the organism in Eukaryota, Viridiplantae, Streptophyta, Magnoliopsida, Celastrales, Celastraceae. The coding region runs from base 293 to 3835 and encodes 1180 amino acids. Gene Ontology annotation, cellular component: cytoskeleton. Gene Ontology annotation, molecular function: protein kinase A regulatory subunit binding; Arp2/3 complex binding. Gene Ontology annotation, biological process: positive regulation of Arp2/3 complex-mediated actin nucleation; actin cytoskeleton organization. The transcript has 9 exons. The record is from RefSeq and is a predicted model, not a curated record.